Thamnophis sirtalis is the source of this 2145-nucleotide messenger RNA. Lineage: Eukaryota; Metazoa; Chordata; Lepidosauria; Squamata; Natricidae. The record is from RefSeq and is a predicted model, not a curated record.
GUGUGGGGAUCCCCAGUUGCCGCGCACGCUUCAGGACCUCGCCGGCUUAGAAGAAGCUUUCUCUGCGGGAGCGGGGCGCUUGGGCUCGAUAGGCGAAGCGGAUCUCAGGCAGAGGCGGGUGUUUUCUCCCACUCUCUCCCUCCGGCUGCGCUCCUUGUGGCUCAGAAGGCGGCAUGUUGAGCUGGGGUCUCCCUGGAGCCGUGCUGGGCGGGCUGCUGGGUUUCUGCCUUCUUCUAGCAGGAUCUAGUUCAGGAUUCAAAUGGAAGGGCCCCAAAUUAAACAUAACAGGAGCGCACCAUGUCAUACAAGAAGGAGAUACAUUAAACCUCUUGUGCAGUGGAGAUGUGCCCCAUUCUUGGUUUCUGCCAAAAACGCUAAGUAGGAAUGACAACCGGUUGAAUACAAUGACUUUUGCUUGUGGAAAGCACAACAAGCACUUCUGCAGCAGCCUGACUUUGAACAGAGCUCAAGCAACUGACACAGGAUAUUACAGCUGCAAAUAUCCAUCCUCAAGUGAAGUAAAAAAGAAGACCGGCUCUAAAAUAUAUGUAUUUAUUAAUGACACAAAAAACCCAUUUAUCAAGCUACAUACAAAUAUACCAGAAACGAUACAUACAACUGAUGGACAGGAGCUGGUCAUCCCCUGCAGAGUUACAGCACCUGAUAUCCAUGUGAAAUUAAGAAAGGCAAGCAAAAGAGCUACCAUUAGUAGAAGCAUUCACCAAAGAAAAGAUGAGCCCAACCUAUUCUAUAGCAUCCUUGUUGUUGAUAAAGUCCAUGAUAUAGAUAAAGGCCAAUACAUCUGCAAUGUUAAGAGCGGACCGUCAUUCAAAUCAGAUAGCGUAAACGUUUUUAUUUAUGAUAAAGCAUUUAUCACUUUGCAACAUGGACAAAAAAACAUGCUGGAUGUUGUGUCUGGCAAGAAGUCCUAUCGACUUUCUAUGAAAGUGAAAGCAUUUCCUACACCAGAGGUUGUAUGGUUAAAGGAUGGGUUACCUGCAGCUGAAAUGUGUGCCAGAUAUAAAAUUAGAGAUUUCUCACUCAUUAUAAAACAUGUUGCUGAAGAAGAUGCCGGAAACUACACUAUAAUGUUGAGCACCCGGCAGUGGAACCUACAAAAAAAUUUAACAAUGACACUCAGAAUAAAUGUGAAACCUCAGAUUUAUGAAAAAGUAUCAUCAAUUCCUGGUCCCAAUCUCUAUCAACUGGGAACUAAACAAAUUUUAACAUGCAUUGUUUAUGGCAUUCCUCAUCCUGUGAUAAAAUGGACCUGGCAACCAUGUCAACAGAACCAUUCCAGAACAAGGUAUGACUCUUGCUCCAGUUCAGAAAAUUCGCUAGUUUUGACAUCUGAAAGCACUACAGGAAACAGAAUCCAAAGCAUUACACAAAGAACAGUUUUAAUAGAGGGGAAGAACAAGACUGCUAGCAUCUUGGUUGUAGCUGAAUCCAGAACAUCUGGAACCUACAGCUGCAUAGCAUCAAAUAAAGUGGGAAAGGACAAAAGAGACAUCAGUUAUUUUGUAACAGGUAUAGUAUUAGGCCCAGGAAAUCAGAGCCUCUUGAUUGAAAGAGUGCAAGAGAGUGAUGCUGGAUCCUACCAGUGCAUAGCCACUAAUCUAAAAGGAAUGGUGACAACUUCAGCCUAUGUUACAAUACAAGGACCAUUGAUGGUGAUAGUUGAAUACUGCAAAUAUGGAAAUUUGUCAGGUUAUUUGAAGAGCAAAAGGGAUUUAUUUUCUGCCCAUAAGUAUGGAUCCAUUCAGAGAGACCCCUUGAUGGAGAAGAAGGAUGUUGAGCCCAUCAGCGGUCAAAAGAAAAGACUGGAGAAUGUCCCAAGUCGAGAAAGCUUAGCAAGUUCUGGAUUUCAGGAAGAUAAAAAUUUAAGUGAUGUGGAGGAGGAAGAGGAGGAUGUCAGUGAUUUCUACAAGCGGCCCCUCACCAUGGAAGAUCUGAUUUCUUACAGCUUUCAGGUAGCCAGAGGCAUGGAGUUCUUGUCAUCUCAAAAGCCUUCUGCCGCCGAAAUAAAGACAGACUACUUGUCAAUCAUAAUGGAUCCUGAAGAAGUCCCCUUAGAUGAACAAUGUGAACGGCUUCCUUACGAGGCCAGCAAAUGGGAGUUUGCCCGGGAAAGGCUUAAGUUGG